UACUUCUUUUACGUAUAAAUGACACAAAUUGCAAUUCUUUUCUCAAACUCCCAUUUUUAAACCUUUUAGGAUUCUGAGCAAUAUACUUCUUCUUCUACCCUUUGGCUUCUAUUUCAUUAGCUUAUAAAAAACCAAAACACAAACCCAAAUACAAAGAAACGUUAAUUAGCUUUGUGGGGUGGAGAGACCUUUUAUUGAAGGGGAGCUUAACUGUUGGACCAACUGAGCACUACCUGCCAAUGAUUUGAACUUUCUUGGUUUUUUGGACUGGAAGUUAGAUAAAGCUCAAAUAUUUUGGGUUUAUUUUGUAUCUGGCAUAGUUUCUUGAAAAAAAUAGCAGGACCUUCAAGGCCGAAAAGGGAAUAUUUUCGGCUUUUUUGGAGUGAUUUUUUGGAUGAUCAGGAAAUUGUUUUGUCUUUGAGGGAAGCAGUUAAUAAGGUAGAAUAGAAAUGAUGGAUAGAGUGCCAAGAUUGCUUAUGGAGGUUCUAACAGAACCACAACGAGGAGGAGAGUCUUUACUCGGGUCGAUUAAGAUUGCUGUUUUACCGAUUGCAAAAGUUUUUACCAUGUGCUUCUUGGGAUUUCUUAUGGCCUCCAAGUAUGUUAAUAUUCUUCCGGCUAAUGGACGGAAGCUCUUAAACGGGUUGGUGUUUUCACUUUUACUGCCCUGCUUGAUAUUCUCUCAACUUGGACAAGCCAUCACAUAUGAGAAACUGCUUCAAUGGUGGUUCAUCCCUGUUAAUAUUGUUAUCGCCACCAUAUCUGGUUCUAUUAUAGGUUGCAUCGUUGCUUCAAUCGUCCGUCCACCAUACCCUUAUUUCAAGUUUACUGUUGUACAAAUAGGCAUUGGGAAUAUUGGAAAUGUUCCACUUGUUCUGAUAGCUGCACUAUGUCGGGAUAAAUCAAAUCCUUUUGGUGACUAUGAGAUAUGUUCGCGAGAUGGAAAUGCAUACAUCUCAUUUGGCCAGUGGGUUGGUGCAAUUGUUCUCUACACCUAUGUGUUCAAUAUGCUCAAACCUCCUCGUGAAGGCACUUUCGACGUUCAAGAUGCAAAUCUUCCUAUCAAAAAUCCUAACAGAGAUGGCUCGCAGAGCCAUCUGACAGCUAGUUCACCAGAGCAAGUUCCAUUACUUACAACAGAUGUAGCACCGGCUGACUCAAGUGGUUCAAAGAAAGAAAAG
This is a messenger RNA of Nicotiana tabacum (common tobacco), 1181 nucleotides long. RefSeq names its product protein PIN-LIKES 6. Gene Ontology annotation, cellular component: membrane. The record is from RefSeq and is a predicted model, not a curated record. Lineage: Eukaryota; Viridiplantae; Streptophyta; Magnoliopsida; Solanales; Solanaceae. Gene Ontology annotation, biological process: endoplasmic reticulum to cytosol auxin transport.